Molecule: messenger RNA, 589 nt
Organism: Phytophthora infestans T30-4
Lineage: Eukaryota; Oomycota; Peronosporomycetes; Peronosporales; Peronosporaceae
Exons: 1
Coding region: 43-285 (80 amino acids)
Source: RefSeq, a predicted model, not a curated record
UUGUUCAUCAAACUGCUCAACACCACUCUACAAACUUGAACCAUGGAGUACUCAGACCAUGCCAACCUAAUCGAGACGGCCUUGGAGGCUUUAAAAAGUCAGCAGUUUCGCCUCAAAGUGCAGCGCCGACGUAUGGUGCGCUGGCGCCACCAACGAAAGGAAAAGCUGGCUACCAUCCGUGACGAGAUACAGCGUCUGGAAAAUGUCUUGGAGCAGCUCCUUUAUAAGGCACAAACGACUCUGCAUCAGCUAUCUCCAGAAUCCACGAGUGCAGCCUUGUACUGAGUUACGAUCGAGAGGGCGGCGCUGCAUAGAGACAAUCUACAACUGCAAGAUGCGAUUACCCGUCACCUCGAAAUUGGAACCAAGCUCAAGCGCGAAACAGACCAGUUUAGACGCGAACUACACCAAGUGUCCAAGGUAAAGGCGACCUCGAGUCAACUCGCUUUAGACAGCGAAGGGUGGUGGGUGCACUUCCCGAAUGGAGAGCCCCCAUUCUUCUUCCAUCCGAUUCUCGAGGACGAGUACCUGGACAAGUUGAAACAGCGCGAGGGUGAGUUUCCAGAGCGCCACCUUUUCAUCUCUUUCA